AAUAUCGCGUCCUUCGUUUUUAUCGACAAACGGAACCUUAACGCGAUUCAAAUAACAUGGAAUGCCAAAAACAGCAAAUGUACAAUAUUGGCUAACAUAAAAAGUAUCAGCCAGGUGAGACCAGAUGAGAGAGACUAAUCGGAAACACAGACUGGAUUGGAGGUGGAAAAGAAGUAGCCAGGCAGGAGGUAGGGAGCGAAAGUGAGCGCGUCUCCAAGAAUGGGCAAGGAGCGGACCAUUGCGAAAAGGUGACAGGAAGGUUCGCGGUGGGCGAUAGCCAGGAGGUUCGUAUCGGGGCGAGUUGGUGCUCAUCAAUCUUUGUUCGAUCAUCUAUCGAUCGCGAAAAGUACGGAGAAUCCGUGCGGAAUGUGCCGCUAUUUUCAAAUGGACAAAAAUGCGAUGAUGAAGUGCAUCGUGGCAUAACUGGUACCACUAUUCUUGCUAGCACGCAAAAGAGUUUGUGAAAGAGAGAAAAAGAGAGAGAAAGAAGAAAGAAACGAGAGGGAGAGACGCGUGCCACAUGCUACGAACGUGCUGAUGCGAUGCAAGCCAGUGAUUCUCACCUCGCAUCAUGAGAUAGCGAAUGGAAAAAGGUUGUUCCUUGCGCAUACCUUGAUGUGCAUUCAGUGAGCGUGAAGCCGCGGUGACGUAAACGCCCGCACGAACCGUCAGUCUCUGUAAAUAUAACUGAAAAAGUGUUCUUCUCGCGGCAGGAUGACGAGGAAGCUCAGCAAGUUCUUAAUACUUUUCGAUAAUACGAAUCUACUGUAUUUCCCUGGACACUUCUUGUCCGGUCGUGUUCUCAUAGAGCUGGACGAUGAGGCUUAUGUUUCCGGACUGCAUUUCCAUGUUGUGGGAGAAGGUGUAGUUCGGGUACGCAGUCAACGUGCUGAGAGAGUUUACGAUAAAGAGAAUUACAUUGAUUUUCGCAUGCGAUUGUUGGGCGAACCAGGCGAAGGGCCGUCAUUGCUAUCGCCGGGAAUACACAGCUUUCCCUUCAAAUUGGGUUUACCAUUGGGUCUACCUUCUACUUUCCUCGGAAAGCACGGAUGGGUGCAAUAUUAUUGUAAAGCGGCUCUUCGCGAGCCAGGUGGACUUACGCAUAAAAAUCAACAGGUCUUCAUCGUUAUGAAUCCGAUCGACUUAAAUCUGGAGCCUCCGAUAUUAGCGCAACCUGCGAGACAAGAGAUCGAACAGCGUGUGGGUGUCUCUUGCGUAUCGGGCGGUCCUGUAUUCUGCAGAGUGAGUCUGGAUCGGGGUGGAUAUGUACCUGGGGAAACAAUCGGUAUUUCUGCGACUGUCAGCAAUCGCAGUAAGGUGACGAUGAAGUCGACCAAGGCGUCGCUCACCGAAACGAUACAAUAUUUAUGUCGGGGUAAAGUGCUCGCUAGCGAGACCAGGGAGCUGGCGAGCGUUUCAAGGGGAAAAAUUCGACCGGGCGAAGGCGAAGAAUGGUUGAACGAACAAAUGUACGUUCCUCCUUUGCCGCCGACGAAUUUGCGGGGGUGUCACUUGAUCAACGUUCUUUAUCACGUUUAUUUCGUCAUAAGUCCCAAGAGUUUGGACAAAGAGAUCAAGUUACAAAUACCUAUUGUACUGGCUACGUAUCCGUUAAGGCCGGAGGGUGCACCAGCUGGUACGGCGCCAUCCAAACGGGGCGCCCAUUACCCAUCGACGCUACCCAUUUUCCGACCCUGGCUCGAUGACAAAGCUUUCGAGAUACAAGAAUGAAAGCCGACGUAUCUAUUAUAGAUAUAUCGAGAGUUAUUAUAUAUGUAUGUGUGUGUGUGUGUGUGUGUGUGUGUGUGGACAAAAAGUAUCUUGGUUAAAGAUACUAAUUUUCUACGAUCACAAAACUGCGCGCACAUGCGCUUAUAAAUACUCCAACAAAAAUCUUUAUCGAUUCUCUUAUUACUAGUCACAGCAACGCUCGUGUAAAAUUUUUAAGAAUCGAUGAUGAUUUUUGGAAAUAUUGAACUUGGUGCAAAUAUAUAUAAUUGCUAAAAAAUUUUAAUGUACAUUAAAUUUUAUGGAUACUGACAGUACGCUAACUCUAUUUUCAUGGAGAGAAGCAGAGAUGUAUAAAUUGUAUAAUAUUGUAAAAAAAUGAUUGGCAUUCAACACACAGAAAUAUGCAGAAAAUAAGUAACAUAAAAUUUAAAAAAAGUCAGAUUAAAGUGUAUUUAUAAGAAAAAUUUAUACAUAUAUUAAUUUGGGAAAAAUAUUUAAUGAUAAAAAAAACUUUUUAUGCAG
This is a messenger RNA of Formica exsecta, 2253 nucleotides long. RefSeq names its product arrestin domain-containing protein 2 (gene Vdup1). Lineage: Eukaryota; Metazoa; Arthropoda; Insecta; Hymenoptera; Formicidae. The transcript has 6 exons. Gene Ontology annotation, biological process: protein transport. Gene Ontology annotation, cellular component: cytoplasm. The record is from RefSeq and is a predicted model, not a curated record. The coding region runs from base 715 to 1731 and encodes 338 amino acids.